Molecule: messenger RNA, 2902 nt
Organism: Amyelois transitella
Lineage: Eukaryota; Metazoa; Arthropoda; Insecta; Lepidoptera; Pyralidae
Gene: RNF220
Product: E3 ubiquitin-protein ligase RNF220
Exons: 8
Coding region: 231-1415 (394 amino acids)
Biological process (GO): protein ubiquitination
Molecular function (GO): ubiquitin protein ligase activity
Source: RefSeq, a predicted model, not a curated record
GUCUAUGCUCUGAGAGAUCAUCGGACAAAUUACAAAAAAAAAGUGUAAACGGAUCAAGUUGUUGUUGUUUUUACUGAAAAUUAAUCGUUCUAAUUACGUGAUUCAAAGCAAAUUUAUUCACAAGACGAGGUCGUACAUCAAAAUAGAAGUUUCAUUAACCAAUUGCCGGGUCGUUUGAAUUAUAUAAUCCACAAAUAAUUACGAUGAUUUUAGAUUAUAUGUGAAGUAAAAUGUUACCUGUUUUGAUGUACAGUAACAUGGAUGGGAGUUCGAACUCAUUAAAUAACAGUCCCGGUAGUAGUUUCAAUAGUUUUUAUGACGAAAGGAUAUUGAAUUCGGUUAGGAGUAGGAAGAAAGUGAGUGAAUUGCCUAAUUGUCCUGUUUGUUCUUGUACAAUACGCCAAGGUGAAUUGGAUUCACAUUUGGCGUUAGAAGUUGAGAGACUUCAAAAGUUGUCGAGUGGUAGUAGUAAGCGUAAAAUAAGUUCAAAUUCGCCUAAUACUAGUCUAGCGGUUGCUGGUUCUAGUACGAGUACCGAUGUGAUGGGAGAAGAGGUAAAUGUCUCUGGAUGCUUAGGAAGUGAUGUUUAUCAGCGAAUACAAUCAAACCGUCUGCGGAGGCUCCGAGCGCGUCGCCGAAGCACUCCGCCUCCCCAGCAGGGCGAAUGCCCCGUUUGCAACAUGACGCUGCCCACUUCGAGACUGCAGCGGCACGCUUUAAGGUGUCUGAAGCGCACCGGUGCGUCUAUGGAUGAAGACGUACCUGACACUACCAGUUCGGAGGAUGAGAGCAUUGAUGUUGAGAACGACGGCCCCAGCAGCGGGCCGGGGCACACGGGUUUCGGGGCGGAGUACCAGUGGUGCGGCGAGUGGCGCGUGCGCGCCUCCGCGCUGCUGGAGCAGCCGCGCGCCGCGCCCGCCCGCCGCGCGUCCGCCGACCAGGCGCUCGUUGUUGAUGGAGACGAAGACACUGAACUGUACGGGCCACCACAGUAUUCUCCAUCGAGAAUUCAUCCUGAUGCGGAGAUACAAAUAACAGAGGACAAUCAGACAGACGAACAUACAGACAAUAAUGAGUACACUGAUGCUGAACAGUCAACCAAAAAUAGCAGUAAUGGCACGGAAAAUAAUACCAACGAGACAAUAUUAAAGUGUAACGGAAUGGUGGAGGCUAGUGCUGAGACAAGAAUACAAGCAUUAAAAGCGAGGAUCAAGGAAAUUGAGACAAAACAAAACGCAGGUUUAGUGAGUAAAUGCCUGAUAUGUCUCGGGCCCCACGUUUCGCCCGCCGUCUCUAUACAAUGUUGGCAUGUUUAUUGUGAAGUAUGUUGGCUCCAAUCCCUUCGCGCUAAGAAAAUUUGCCCCCAAUGUAACGCUAUCACAACGACUCAACAUUUGAGAAGGAUUUACAUGUAAUAUUAGUGUUUAAAAUAUAGAUAUAAUUAUAAGAAAACCGAACUAGCGCCCUCUAGCGGCAGAAUCGCGAAUCAAUAUUCGCCGGCGCGGAAUGGCGUACCAAUAAAAUAACGACCUUAUAACAAGUGUAUACACACACAUACACAUGAUCACGUCUAUAUCCCUAGCGGGGAAGACAGAGCCACCAGUCUUAGAAAGGACUGAUAGGCCACGCUCAGCUAUUUGGCUUAGUGAUAGAAUUGAGAUUCAAAUAGUGACAGGUUGCUAGCCCAUCGCCUAAAAGAGGAAUCUCAAGAUAAGCCUAUCCCUUAGUCGCCUUUUACGACAUCCGUGGGAAAGAGAUGGAGUGGGCCUAUUCUUUUUUGGAAUGGUGCCGGGAACCACACAGCAAAAUAUAACAAGUGUAUUUGAACUGAAAAUCCGAAAUCUUAAUGUCUCUUAACAGUAGUACAGUUCGCGGAUUCAAAUCGCGCUCUCUGAUUGGCUGAAAUCCAAAACAAAAAGUCUUGUAACUACAAUAGCGUACAGUUCAGUUCGCGGGUUCAAAUAACGCGCUCUGAUUGGCUAAAAUUCAAAAACAAAAUUUCUCUUAACAGCAGAACAAUAGCGGACAGUUCAGUUCGGUUCUUCAAAUAACGCGCUCUGAUUGGCUGAAAUCCAAAACAAAAUGUCUCAUAUUAGUAGUACAAUAGCGGACAGUUUUGUUUGUGGGUCUAAAUACUGCGCUCUGAUUGGCUCGCCCGCUUGAAUUUUUUCGCGCCAUACAAACAUUGGCGCGCUGGUACAACGAUGUGUAACAUUAUUGUACCAUUUUUUUUUUCUUCUACAUAAUAGAUUUAAUUAUUCAGUAAUUCUGUGAAUUGAUAUGUAAAUUAUAACAAUAAAGACGAAACGUUGAAAUGUUUUAACGAUAAAAAGGAGAAAUAUUGCUCAAAUAUUUUAGUAAAUACAUUCACUUUAUCUAUUAUUCAACCUACUUGAAAAUGGGAGGUUUUCAUUUUAUUUGUAUGUUUGUUACUCUGUUAAUAAUGAAUUAAUUUUCACGCCUUUUGCCACUUGUCCUUGCAUACUUUUCUUCAUUCAACCAUCAAUAAUUUUUAUCAUGCAAACUUAUAAUUUUUGUGUAACAAUAGUCAGCUUCAUGAAGUGAAAAUAUCAAGUCAAGCAACAAUUUAGUUGAUAAAAUCGACAGUUACUGGUAAGUAUUAUUUUAAAACAUACUUAUUAAAUGAGAAUAUUAUGAAAUAAGUCUGAAUUGUAUGAACAAAUAUACAGUAAGUAGUUUAACACCGUUUUAAAAUUCAAAAUUUUUAUUCAUUAUUAUGGGACAUUUCAACAUCACUUUAUCUUAUAUAUAAAAUUCUCGGUAAAAAUGUUCGUUUCCGUACUCCUCCGAAACGGCUUGACCGAUUCUCAUGAAAUUUUGUGAGCAUAUUGAGUAGGUCCGAGAAUCGACCGACAUCUAUUUUUCAUACCACUUAGUGAUA